Messenger RNA from Eruca vesicaria subsp. sativa (arugula), 1020 nucleotides. The record is from the annotation of a GenBank genome assembly. Lineage: Eukaryota; Viridiplantae; Streptophyta; Magnoliopsida; Brassicales; Brassicaceae.
AUGUCGCAUCAACUUGACCCGGUCGCUGAGCUCGAAACCUUAAAAACUCAUGUUCAUCAACCAGGAAGCCCUAGCUUCUCAACACUUGGCCAGCGUCACCAAUCUGGUGAAGCUUCAAAGUUGUCGCCUACUGGCUCACCAAGAAAGGAAAAUGAGCAUCAUGGAGAACAUUCCCACCAUAAGAAAUCUUUGUUCUCCAAAAUGAAGGAUAAGGCCAAAAAGCUGCAGCACAGUCUCAGCGGCAAGAGGAGACAUGAUGAAGAAGGUGAUCAUGCAACCAUGUCGCCACCAUUUGGUAGAUCCGCAGAAGCAGGAGGUUAUGCAACACAUUCACCACGUGACAAAUUUAAAGACCAUAAAAUAAGAGAAGAGAGAGAGUUAGAAGAAGAAGAUCCUGAAUAUCUUGGAGCCCCAAUGUAUGAAUCAAAGAAGGCACCUGAAGAGCUAAAGGCAACUGCAAGACAGCAUCCUCGUGAAACUCCUGUGAUCACUGAGACGAAUGUCUUGUCUGUUCUCCCAGCCAAACAACAAAAAGAUUGUACUGGUUCCAACACAGAAAACCUAAUAAACAAAGAACCUAUAAGUCCAAGCAAGACGGUAACAGAAACCGUAACAGAGACGCUAGCACCUGCUUAUGCUAAAGUCUCUGACGUUACUCACGCUAUAACUAAGAAGAUUCAAGAUAUGGCUUUCCCGGAAUCAACACAAACAGAGAUAAAUGAUGUUUCAGAAAUCAACACUGCAAGAACUAACCAGCCUGCUGGCUUCAACACUAAGGUAUGGGACAAAGGCGUGUCAAUGAAAGAAUACAUAAGCCAGACGUUUACGCCUGGUGAAGAUGAUAGAGAACUUUCUCGAGUGAUAUCUAAAGCUAUCAGCCCUCGCAAAGCUUCUUCUGAGGCUGCAACAUUUAAUAGUGCCACAAACUCAAACUCAUUAAACAACAGUGCUCCCCUUUUAGCCAACACAAAUGAAAUUGUUAAGGAAGAAAACCAUGGGAGGGUGCUUCAACCAAACUAA